Messenger RNA from Haliotis rufescens (red abalone), 318 nucleotides. RefSeq lists its product as uncharacterized. NCBI's taxonomy places the organism in Eukaryota, Metazoa, Mollusca, Gastropoda, Lepetellida, Haliotidae. The coding region runs from base 1 to 318 and encodes 105 amino acids. The record is from RefSeq and is a predicted model, not a curated record. The transcript is spliced from 2 exons.
AUGGUGGAGAAAGUUAAACACCAGAACGUCCCCUGUGUCGUAUGUCAAAUGAAAUCUGAGGCUCAAGUCAUGAUUCCGGCGAGGAACGAGUGCUACCCCGGGUGGAGGAUGACGUACUGGGGCUACCUGAUGGGGGCAGACUACAGCAGGGCCUCCAGUGAGUACAUCUGCGUGGACAAGGACCCUUGUACCACCGAGGGCGGCCACCGACAGACGUAUGGGCAACUGCUGUACAUUGUGGAGAGUAGAUGUGACUCUCUCCCUUGCCCUCCGUACAAACAGUACGGGGAGUUGACCUGUGUCGUAUGUGCAAAAUAA